UUUGCGGUUUUGCGGUUCCGAGAAUGAUCGACGAGGCAAAUGCACAUCGAUGUUGACGCGGAAUUUAUAAAUUAGCUCCUUAUUUAUUUUUUUACUUUUAUUUUUUUUGUCUUCCUUGUAUGUAUAAUUAUUUUUCCCGAAACCAUCUUCGUCCUCAGUUGCUGCUGCUGAUGUGAGAGUUCCUGUGAUCCGAAGGCGAUUUCUGAAGGUCAGAUUCUAGGGCUCCAAACUUGAUCUGGCUUUGUCUGGAUGGAGAGAGCUUUUUGGAUUUGAUUGAUUCGCAGUAAAGAUUAGCGAGGACAGUGUGGAUCCUGAGACGAAGAAGGAGGAGGAGGAACGUUCCAGCUGUAAUGCAAUUCUAAAUGGCGUUGGGCGAGGGUCCCACGAAAGGCAGGGUGAUGAGAAGCGAUAAUCAUCGAUAUAUAUCAAUUGGCACUGCCCCUCAAGAAGGACAAGAUGUGUAUAUCAAAGAACCGUGUAACAGUGGAAGUAAGGGUGAUUGUUGCGGUAUGUCCAGAUCUGGCAGACGACAUUCCUGUGGAAAUGGUAACACAGUGAUGGAAGACACAUUUUAUCUUGAAAAUGUUGGUCAAGUUACGCUAACGCUUUCCAACACUCAUCUUUUGUGGCGUGCUGUCGAGGAUGACAAUCAGAAGCUGGAUGCAAAUGCGUUACUGUGCUGUAGAAAUACAAUCAAGGAUACUGAAGGACACCUGCCGAUAGCAGAAGUUUUCGCCGUAAAAUCAUUAGAUUUAGGUCCUGUUAACCAGGCCAAAGUGCAGUUGUGUGGAGGUUCUCUCGCACCAAAGCAGUUGCAUAGGGUUGAAGUGCAUACGUUCGUGCGUUUCGAUGGCAAGUGGGUCCCAAAGGUGUAUGUGUUCGGGCACUCCAGUGCUCCUGAUGUUCAGCAGUGGACUCAACGAAUCCAAAUGCUACUACAUGGAGAUUCUCGUAGGCCAAAAGAAUUGCUGGUCUUCGUCAAUCCUUAUGGAGGAAAGGGAUCUUGUGUCCAAACAUGGAAACGCGUAGCGUCUCUGUUUGAGCUGGCGAAGAUUAAAGUGACGGUGGUCAAGACUGAAAGGGCAGGCCAUGCACAUGAUAUAAUGGAACGUGCUACGACAGACGAACUCAAUGCUUUGGAUGGCGUUGUUGUUGUGGGAGGAGAUGGCUUCUUCAACGAAGUAUUGAAUGGCUUGGUUAUGCAUCGCCACAAAGCGCAGCCUGCCGUUAUGCCCCAAACAUUGAAUAGUUUCUAUAAAAAGCGGACGCUUCUUCAACAGCGUAAUUCUGAGGCCAUUGUAAUGCCUAAAGGCAAAGGAGGCUUGAUAGAGCUAUCAGUUGAAAAUUCUCCAGAUCAGUAUCCACUACUCCAGAAUGGAGCUGUCCCUUUAUCCUUAGAAAAUGUUAACGGUCAAGACGCCAAGAAUGUUGACAAGGGCACACAAACUAGUUCGAAUGGGGCUGGGUGUGACGGGUUGCAUGCAGCUGUAAACGACACACUGACUCAAAUGACUGAAGAUGGGUUGCUAAGACAGGCUGAUAGUAAUUCAAGUUACUGCUCUAUCUCUCACAAUAUGCCAGUACAGGAUGAACAAGGAAUUUUUUUGCAGCCUGCAGCAGUUCCAGCAGAAUCAAUUAUCGGUACAAAGAGGAAAGGUGAUGCUUCUGACUUCACUCCCUCGAGUCGAAGAGGUAUAGAAUUGGAGAAUCCUAACACCUGUUUAUCGAAUUCUAAUCCCAAACUGCGGAUUGGAAUAAUACCUGGCGGGUCUACAGACACUGUUGUUAUCAGUACAACAGGGACACGUGACCCAUUAACAUCAGCGCUUCAUAUAAUUCUAGGAGACAGCAUGCCUCUGGAUAUAGUAAGAGUUACUGGCUGGAGAAACGAUCCGGAGGCGUCACCAGAUGAGAAGCCUGAAGUUCGUUAUGCAGCAUCGUUUGCUGGAUAUGGUUUCUAUGGAGAUGUGAUGAGGGAAAGCGAGGAAUUACGGUGGAUGGGUCCUGCUCGUUAUGAUAUUGCAGGCUGUAUGGUCUUCUUAAAACACAAAAGUUAUGAGGCCGAAAUCUCAUUUUUAGAUAUCCCAUCAGAUCCCCAGAAAGAGAUACCUCAAGGCCCUUGGACAAGAAAGACAUCUAUCAAGACCAGACCUGAUGACAACAAAAAGGUCGUAUGCCUCGCAAAUUGUGCAGUUUGUGCAAGUGGGUUUGAUUUCUCCCACGUAAUCAACAGUGACAGUGACACAGAGGGGCCCCGACAACAAGAGAGUAGUAAAGGACCAACAUGGAAAACAUGCCAUGCGAAGUUUCAGAGCAUAGGUGCCGCAGUCAUGUCUUGCCGGAAUGAGAAAGCUCCGGAAGGAGUGGCUGCCCAUGCACACUUGGCAGAUGGACUGCUUCAUCUAAUCCUCAUUCGAGAGUGUUCUCGUCCUGACUAUCUCAGGCAGCUGCUGCGCUUGACUAGACGUGGUGCGGAUCCUUUCAAUUUUCCAUUCGUUGAGCAUCAUAAGACACCCUUGUUCACGUUUUUGUCACAUGGGGAUAAGGAAAGCGUGUGGAAUGUGGAUGGCGAACUUCUCCCAGCGCGUCAGCUUACGGGACAAGUAUUCCGUGGGCUUGUCACUCUGUUUGCAAGGGGUCCGGAAACCUGAGUUGGCGAUAUCGCUUGUAAUUUCAGCUCUUUUAGGUGCAGAUGAAUAUUAGCACUUGUGUACCUGUGGUAGAAUGCUCAGAAUGCCUUGUUUCUGUAGAGAUGUACACGUGGCAAUACUCAGAUAUGUCUGCCGUUAUAAGCUUUAAGACAGUAGUGAGACCCCAGCAUUCUGUGAAAUUACUCCAUUAAUCAGGGAGACAAGUCGAGGGGAAUGAAACAACCCCAAACACCAUUUGUUGCAGUGCUGAGGCUCCCACUCAAUGGAAGCUACAAAAUGUUCGUAAUUAUUUGUUGCAAUCAUCAACGAGGCAUUCUAUUGGUGAGCUGCGAUAUUGAUCUGUGCCAGUGCUAUAUAUGCGUCCAUAAACCCAAGAAAAAUUGACGCACAUGGAAUACAUCAAAGGAGCUUCACCGUGA
Messenger RNA from Physcomitrium patens, 3070 nucleotides. RefSeq names its product ceramide kinase. Lineage: Eukaryota; Viridiplantae; Streptophyta; Bryopsida; Funariales; Funariaceae. Gene Ontology annotation, molecular function: ceramide kinase activity. Gene Ontology annotation, biological process: phosphorylation; ceramide metabolic process. The record is from RefSeq and is a predicted model, not a curated record.